Messenger RNA from Labrus mixtus (cuckoo wrasse), 608 nucleotides. Its product is annotated as zgc:103586. Bases 85 to 492 code for a protein of 135 amino acids. The transcript is spliced from 5 exons. NCBI's taxonomy places the organism in Eukaryota, Metazoa, Chordata, Actinopteri, Labriformes, Labridae. Gene Ontology annotation, cellular component: cytosol. Gene Ontology annotation, molecular function: cytidine deaminase activity; zinc ion binding. The record is from RefSeq and is a predicted model, not a curated record.
ACGUCGUCGGUCACGUGAUGGUCCAUCUAUGUGGUGACAGAGUCCAAAACAGUCCACUGAAGACAAACACACUCUUCUUCUACGAUGACAGAUAAAGUUAAAGAGCUCGUGUCAAAGUGCCUGCAGGCCCGGGACAUGGCAUACUGUCCAUACAGCAGCUUCCCAGUUGGUGCCGCCAUAUUGUCAGCAGAUGGCGCUAUAAUCACAGGCUGUAAUGUGGAGAACGCCUCCUAUGGUCUGACUGUGUGUGCUGAGCGGACUGCCAUCCAGAGGGCCGUGGUGGAGGGACACAGACAGUUCACUGCUAUUGCUGUUACAUGUGAUAUCAAAGACCGUUUUGUUGGGCCGUGUGGAGCAUGUCGUCAGGUUCUGAUGGAGUUUGGGUCAGAUUGGGUAGUGUACUUGACAAAGCCAGAUGGGUCUUACAAAGAAACCAGCCUCAGUGAACUGUUGCCUCUGGCCUUUUCCCCAGAACACCUUGGAAAGAACUGAAAAAGCCUCAGCAGCAUCUCAACACAUCACCUUUUGUUACUUUUGUAGUUUUAGUUUCAAAAUCUGCAGAAUUAUGUUACAAAAACUGAGAAUGUGGUCACAAUAAAAAAAUCCCC